Molecule: messenger RNA, 3169 nt
Organism: Lycium barbarum (goji berry)
Lineage: Eukaryota; Viridiplantae; Streptophyta; Magnoliopsida; Solanales; Solanaceae
Product: pentatricopeptide repeat-containing protein At2g28050
Exons: 2
Coding region: 52-1641 (529 amino acids)
Molecular function (GO): protein binding
Source: RefSeq, a predicted model, not a curated record
AAACCCACCGCAUUCAAGUCAAAUGAAUCUCUCAAUUUCCUAAAUCAAAUAAUGUCAGUCCAAAAAGUACUCCAAAACCUAAGAACUCUCAAGAAAUGCCAAAUACCAAACCCACAUCUUCAUCCUAAAGCUAAAAUUGGAGACACCAUUAUCAACACAGUACUAAUCUCAAAUACUCCCACUACUACUGUUCUCUACAACCUUAAUCCCAAUUUAGUUCACCUUAUUUUAUCUGAUCCACAUAUUAACACACCUAAAUGCCUUGAUUUCUUCAAUUACCUUCUCCUUAAUCAAUCUUUAAUUACUUUCAAGAUUGGUGUUGAAACCCAUUUGAAUCUUGUUUGUAGACUUGUUAAAGAAAGAUACUUUGAUGAUGCUGAGAAUCUUUUGGUUUUAGUCCCAAAGAUUGAAACUUUCAGGUGCCCCUUUGCUGUUGUAGCUUCCUUCUUUGAGAAUCACAAUGUUUCGUCAAAGUUUGCUUCAAAAAUAUUCAAUUUGCUUCUUAAAGCUUUAUCUGAUAACGGAAAAUUCCAAGAGGUUAUGGAGAUUUUCAUGUAUAUGAGACUAAAUGCAAUUGAGAUUAAUGAGAGAACUUGUACUGUUCAUUUGAUUAAGCUUUUAAAAAGCGAUCACAUCGCAUUAGCGCUGGUUUUCUUUUAUCAAAUGAUUGAAUCAGGUAUUCAGGUUUCAGUAUUUUCUUUGACAGUUUUGGUUGAUGGAUUGUGUAAAAAUGGGGAGAUAAAGAAAGCUAGAGAAUUGGUGGAGGAAAUGCUGUCUAAAGGGGUAAAGCCUAAUAUUAUUACAUGUAAUACCUUAGUGGAUGCUUGUGCUAAGAGAUGGAAUUUCGAAGAAAUGGACAACGUUUUGGUGUUGAUGAAUAGGGAACAUGUCGAUUUAAAUGCCGAGACUUAUAAGUUUCUGGUGGAUGGAUUCUUGAGUGGUGGGAAGAUUGAUGAUGCAGAGAGAUUGAUUUUGGAAAUGUAUGUCAAGGGUUUUAAGGUGGAUAUCCAUUUGUAUAAUUCGAUGAUUAAGGGAUAUUGCAGGCUAGGGAGUAUGGAAAGGGCACUUUCAUUAUUCAGGCAGAUGAUUGAGAAAGACAUCUGCCCAAAUAUCGAUACAUACUCAGUUUUAGUAAAAGGUCUUUGUGAUGUUGGACAGGUAAGCAGAGUGAAAGAGCUUGUAGAUAAAAUGGUGGGUCAGGGAGUUGAGUUGGAUGAUAGUAUGUUCGACGUUUUAAUUGAAUGUUACUUCAAGGCCAGAAUGAUAGAGGAAGCUGUUAGCGUAGUUGCAUUGAUGGAGAAGAGAGGAUUCAUCGCAGAUAUGUCUGUGUAUGAGCUGAUAAUUGAUGGAUUAUUCAAGUUAGAUCGGACUGAAGAGGCGAUAUCUUGGUUAACACUUCUAAUCAAAAGGGGCAUGUCUAAACAGAAGUUAGCUACCAUUCCGCUGGUUGAUUAUUUAAGAAAUUCAGCUUCUGAAAAGUUGGUUCACAAACGCAAACAACAAGAAGACAGCUUUGAUACGUCCUUUUACUCUGAUACGAUUAGUUUAUGGCUCGGGAAACAGCAUGAUGAUGCUCAUUCUGCAGAAAUGAUGAAUAUUUCAGCAGUAGAAAACGAGUAUAUAAAGGGAAAUGCUGCUUAAAUGGUUGUUCAGAAAAGAAAACAGGCUGGAAAUUAUGCGGGCUUUAAAUUAGCGCCUUUGGUGGUAUUUUCCUUCAUGAACUAUAUACAGAUAAGCUUUCAUGUCUUCGAUGCAAGCUUGAAUAAAUAUGGGUUCUCCUUAAAUGGAGAUUUGGUAUGGGAAAUACAUGCAUUAUGUGGAAGAAGAAGAGACAAUAUACAGAUAAGCUUGCAUCCUAACUGAAAAGAAAACAGGCUUGAAAUGAUGUGGGUCGUAACUUGUAAGUUAACGCCCUUUCGGUGUAUUUUAGUAGCAGUCAAAAAGAAGCAUAAAGUUCACUUGUCAUAAAUACGCCCCUCCCAAAACCAAAUGUGACGGUGUAAAUUGUCACAAAGAUAAAAGUUGGUUCCACUGACUUCUCUAUCAACUAGAUGUUCAUUGUUUUGAUCUCGAAAGCCCUACAAAAUCUGCCCAAAGUUUCUAUUAAUUCAUUGACUUGUUUGUAGGUUCUUAUAUCCCUCUUAUUCCUUAUAAAAAAAAAUCCCUCUUUCUUCCUACAUCAGUGGGACUCUGAGGCAUUGGUGUUCAUGAAGUUGGAUGGUAGUUGAAGCUUAUUCUUUUCCUUCUCUGGUUAUGUUUGAGUUUAACCGUUUACAUCUCUGGUUUUGGAUUGAGUUUGAUUGUUAAGGUCUCAGAAAAUAUCUUGACCCUUUUUUUACUUGUGGGACACAUGAACCUCUUUGUCUAACUUCAUUAGUUUGAGUCUUCUCUCUAUUGGAUUCAAAGCACUUAGACCUAGUAAAUGAGGUUUGUAUGUGCUCAAGUCCAAAAUCAAAGUUUGCUCUUGGAGGUCUGUAAUUCCCUAUUUAAACAGAACACUAGCACCCAGCAGAGUUUUCUAGUGGACUGGGCUUAAACAUGCUUACUUGAAAUUGGAUUUGACUCACUGGAACCAUGAAUUUACUACUUGCUCAUAUAGGUAUGAUGGCUCGAUUGGUUCAGCAUCCUGCGCAAUGGUAGUUCUCGAUCAGUUUGCGUGGAAACUUAGUCGAAGAAAUCAUUGAUUGCUUCGCAUAUAUGUCAAAAUAUGUUACAUUUCUAUGGAGUAUUGGUCGGGUCAUGGUGUUUUUGUUUUUCUUUAUUUACCAUUUAGUUCUGUGCAUAGAUCCAUGGUCUCUGCAUCUCAAAGGAUAGGAACUUUUUUGCUGAAUCAGUAGUAUUUCUUGAGCUGCUAUUCAGUAUCGUGUUGUAUGUCUAUGUAUAAGCUCAGUACACAUCAAGGUUGUAUCACCUCAACUAGGAUAUCAUUUUGUGAUUAAACAGACACUGAACUUCUAGUUAUGAUUACUCGGCGAUGCUUUCACCCGCAAUUAGCAACUAAGCUGUGUAGCAAGAUGGAAAUAGUUGAGCUCUAUAUGCCUGUAAAACUAGUUCAAUGUUUGAACAGAUCCUUAGCCCCCAUCAGCAUUGUAAUAUUCAAUGGGACUGGAAGCUCUGGCAUACGUCCCAAAUCUACAAACCGAUGAGAAAACAUAUACAGUAGUUUUUA